Molecule: messenger RNA, 1994 nt
Organism: Peromyscus eremicus (cactus mouse)
Lineage: Eukaryota; Metazoa; Chordata; Mammalia; Rodentia; Cricetidae
Product: zinc finger protein 431-like
Exons: 4
Coding region: 105-1640 (511 amino acids)
Biological process (GO): regulation of transcription by RNA polymerase II
Molecular function (GO): RNA polymerase II cis-regulatory region sequence-specific DNA binding; DNA-binding transcription factor activity
Source: RefSeq, a predicted model, not a curated record
GGGAUCCAGGCUAAUGUCUUAGCUCUUCUGAGGAAGUCGGAAGUUGUUGCCUGUGCUGUGCUUUGGGUUCUGGGGAGAAUCCGGAUCAGCUCAGCAGCUGCACCAUGGUGAGCGAGGCAUUGCAUUCCACAGACAGGGAGGAGUGGCCGGCCAUGAAUGCAGUGACCUAUGAUGAUGUGCAUGUUGACUUCAGUCGGGAAGAAUGGGCUUUGCUGGAUCUUUCCCAGAAGAGUCUCUACAAAGAUGUGAUGCUGGAGACCUAUUGGAACCUCACUGCUAUAGGGUACAAAUGGGAAGAUCAUAAUAUUGAAGAACAUUGUAAAAGUUCUAGAAGACAUGGAAGGCAUGAAAGAAGUCAUACUGGAGAGAAACCUUCUGAAUACAUUCAAAGUGUUAAAGUCUAUGCAUAUCAUAAUCAUCUUCAAAGAAAUGAAAGAAUCCAUACCAGAGAGGAACCCUAUGCAUGUAAUCAAUAUGGUAAAGUCUUUUUACAGGACAGUAGUCUCCAAACACAUAAAAGAACACAUAUUGGAGAGAAACCCUAUGAAUGUAAUCAAUGUGGUAAAGCUUUUGGACGUCACAAUCAUCUUCUAACACAUACAAGAAUACAUACUGGAGAGAAGCCCUAUGAAUGUAACCAAUGUGGUAAAGCCUUUUCACGACAGAGUAAUCUUCUAACCCAUAAAAGAACACAUACUGGAGAGAAACCCCAUGAAUGUAAUCAAUGUGGUAAAGUCUUUUCACAACACAGAUAUCUCCAAAUACAUAAAAGAAUACAUACUGGAGAGAAACCCUAUGAAUGUAAUCAAUGUGGUAAAGCCUUUUCACGACAGAGUAAUCUUCUAACCCAUAAAAGAAUACAUACUGGAGAGAAACCCUAUGAAUGUAAUCAAUGUGGUAAAACCUUUGCAUUUAGUAGUAGUCUCCAAAAACAUAAAAGCACACAUACUGGGGAGAAACCCUAUGAAUGUAAUCAAUGUGGAAAAGCUUUUUCACAAAAGUGCCAUCUCCAAAUUCAUAAAAGAACUCAUACUGGAGAGAAACCCUAUGAAUGUAAUCAAUGUGGGAAAGCCUUUGCAUGUCAUGGUCAUCUUCUAACGCAUAAAAGAACACAUACUGGAGAGAAACCCUAUGAAUGUAAUCAGUGUGGUAAAGCCUUUGCAUGUGAUAGUAGUCUCCGAGUACAUAAAAGAUCACAUACUGGAGAGAAACCCUAUGAAUGUAAUCAGUGUGAUAAAGCCUUUGCACGUUACAGUCAUCUCCUAAUGCAUAAAAGAACACAUACUGGAGAGAAACCCUAUGAGUGCAAUCAGUGUGGUAAAGCCUUUGCGCGUUACAGUCAAGUUCUAAUGCAUAAAAGAACACAUACUGGCGAGAAGCCCUAUGAAUGUAAUCAAUGUGGUAAAGCCUUUGCACAUCAUAGUCAUCUUCUAAGGCAUAAAAGAACACAUACAGGAGAGAAACCCUAUGAUUGUAAUCAAUGUCAGAAAGCCUUUACAUGUAACAGUAGACUCCAAAUACACAAAAAAACUUACUCUGGAGGGAACCAUGUGAAUGUAAUCAAUCUGCUAAAGCCUUUGGACAUUACUGCAGUCUUUGAAAUCAUGAGAAAAAAAUCAAACUGCAGAGAAACCCUAUGAAUGAGGUCAGUGUGGUAGGGUUUUGCACUUCAUGGUAGUCUUUAAACAAGAGUAAAAAAGUUUUACUCUAAAGCAUUCUUUUAAAUGCAAUCAUUCUGUUAAAGCCUGUACAUACCACAGUAGUCUUUGAGAAUGUGAAAAAACUCAUACUGAAGGGAAUCUGGCUAUAAAGGAUUUGGUAAUAUCUUUACCCAACACAUUUACAUUAUACAAGAGUAUUCUGGAGAAAAAAAAUCUGACAAUGUCAACAAUCUAUUCAAGCACUAUAAUGCCUCUAUUUUGUUUGUACCUGCAAACUCAUAUGGACGAAACCCUACACAUUUAAAUAAUAAAGUAACCCUUUUAGGUUUCAUA